AUGGAUACGUCUGUAUAUUUAACAGCCACCACUGUUGGUAUUGACAAUAAUUUUGCAAAUAAUUCUGCUGAAACUCAACCUAGUAAACGAAGGCGACUAACGCAAGCAUGUGAUGCAUGUCGAAAGAAAAAAGUAAAGUGUAGUGGUGAUAAACCUUCUUGUAAUAAUUGUACGCGUCUUGGAACAACAUGCACAUACCUUCCUAGUACACGUAAAAGGGGCCCAAGGGUUGGUCUUGUGGAAAGUUUGGAGAAACGUCUCCAACAGAUGGAAAAACUUUUACAACCUCUUAAAGAACAAAGAAUUGAUGAUGACGUAGAGGAUAAAAAAUCUGUGAAAAAACCACGGUUAAAUAUAGAUAAUGUUGAACCGAAAUCUGAAAUCCCCAUAAAUAAUUAUACAUCCAAUAAUGCAUCUCAUAAUACCGAUGAUCAGCAAUCACAAUCACAAACGGCGUUUAUUAAUAUUUUCCCCCAACUCGAACAACAAACUACACAUGAACAAUUUUAUAAUGAAGAUAAGUCAGGAAGUAUUGCAAAUGAUGACGAUGAAUCUGAUGAACUUAUAUUCUUUGGAAAAUCAGCCGCAAAACCAGGAUUUCGUAAUAUGAAGGAAUUGUUCGUCCAUUGUAAUAUAGAUUUACCGAUGAUAUGCGAUUCUUCGGAAAAUCAUAAUCAUUCAUCUGCGUCCGAAUCUUCCAACUCAAUGGAUGGCGAUUCAAUAAAUCCUUCAAUAACUGCGGUUAUUCGUAGUAGAAAUGGGUUACCGCCGGUAGAUAUCGUCGAGCAUCUUGCCGCUUGUUUCUUUCGUCAUAUAGAUAUUCAAAUGCCAAUGUUUCAUAAAGCUACUUUUAUGAAACAUUUAAGGCAGAAUAAAGUUGCACCAUUUCUAGUAUUCGCAAUUUGUGCUGUAAGUGCCAGAUAUUCUACGAAUCCAUCUAUCAUUCGGAGACCUCCUUACCUUUCCGGCGAACCUUUUGCGGCUAUUGCAAACGAAUAUUUGUUUGAAACUUUCGAUAAUCCUUCCGUUGAACACGUUCAGGGGUUGUUAUUGCUUUCUGUGCAUAUGUACGGUAUUGGCAAAGGACCUAGAGCAUGGAUGUAUAGUGGAAUGGCAGUAAGGAUGGCACAAGAGUUAGGUCUUCAUAAAGUAGAAGAAGAUACUUCAGAAUCUAAAUCUUCGAAAUCAAGUCCUGAAUAUACGUUCAUUCAAAAAGAAAUUAAACGACGUACAUUUUGGUCAUGUUUUCUACUUGAUAGAUUUUCAGCUUGUGCACUUGGUCGACCAACAUUAAUUGAUGAAGAUGAUUGUGAUGUGAGAUUACCUUGUAAUGAGUCGGUUUGGAAUUUAGAACAUCCUCUUGAAAACCCAUCAAUUGAUGAAUGUCUCAAAGUUGGACAAAUUAAGCAAGAUGUUCGUUUAACUCUUACAAACUUUGGAAUGAGUGCAUCUCUUGUUAGCGUCACAGCUUUACUCGGACGCGUUUGUCAACACGUUAAUAGAUCUAAGCCAUAUGAUGCAUUACCAACUUGGGACCCAAAUUCUCAAUUUACUAUAUUAGAAAAAGAAUUAGAAGAUUGGUACUCCUCAUUAUCGCCUCAUUAUACUUAUACCAGAGAGAGAAUGAGUCAAUUAAUAGCAGAUGGGUUAGGUUCAACAUUUGCUUCGAUUCAUUUACUUUACUAUUCAGCGAUAGUAGUAUUGAAUCGGCCAAAUAUUGCUCCUCUUCAAAAUGAUGAAGUCGCGGAUUGCCACGUAGAAUUUAUGCGCGCGUCAGCAGAAAGAUGUAGUGCAGCAGCAAAGUUUGUUUCCUCCAUAGCAUCAGAUAUUACCCAAUACGGAUGUCAAUUUAUGUGCCCAUUUAUUUUAUAUCCUAUUUUCGCCACCACAACUAUUCAUCUCAAUGACAUUUAUAGUUCAGAUAUCAAAAUCGCAGAAGAAGCUAAAAUGAAUUUAUCUAUCAAUGAAAAUUUCUUGAAAUUAAUGGGUCCUUAUUGGGCAAUGUCUUCCAAGUUACAUUGUAUUGUGAAGGAAAUGAGAAAGGCUCAAUUCGCUCAAUCCGAUAAUCAGAAAUCAAAAGAUUUAACAAAGAAUGUGUUCUUUUUUAAGAGAAAAGGUUCAGAACAAGGAAUGCCUGUUGCGAAUCCAGAUGUAGGACUUAAGACCUAUUGUAAUCGUGUUGAUAAUCAUAAUUCUGUUGCCGAAACCAACCUUGAUAAUAUUUCUUCUAUUAUUUUACCCGAACAAUUAUCAACCCCAUUACGUUGGUAUAAUGAUGCAACUUUUACGGGGGGAGAUUGGCUUCGUUCACCCGAUCCACUUUCACCAAGAGCUUUACGAUUAAGAAAAGACGAAGAUAAUUCAAAUCAAAAUGAUAAUUAUCUCGAAUAUAAUUACAUUCCACAAGAUUUAAAUUUUAAUUUUAAUAAUAUUCAAGCACCACCUGCAUUUAUUUAUGAUGGAUAUUCAAUGCUUGAUAUGCAAUUGGACUGGCCUUCGACUGAAGGUAGAGUAUCUCCAUUAAAUCGUCCUAAACAUUGGACUAAUAUUAAUGAAGAUACACAAAAUGGUUCUUUUAUUUCAUCAGCAAUGGGGGAUAUGAAUCCCCUUCUUAUAUAA
Funneliformis geosporum is the source of this 2619-nucleotide messenger RNA. NCBI's taxonomy places the organism in Eukaryota, Fungi, Glomeromycota, Glomeromycetes, Glomerales, Glomeraceae. The record is from the annotation of a GenBank genome assembly.